AUAACUGUAUAAAAAUGUUGAACACACAAAAAAAAGUAAGACAAUAUACUGUGUUGCAAUAGUAUGUUGUUUAUAAGGUUAAAAUUUCAGUAUCAAUAAUGUAAGCUAAUGCGAAGAGAGUGAGUGAGACAGUAUGGUAAAUGUAUGGAACACGAUGUGUAGCAAAUAUAGUGCUUAUAUAACAGUAAAAUUAAAGUUUUUACAGUUAUGUACAGUACAAUACUGUGCUUUUAUAAACUUUAGUAAUAAAAGUUGAGAGAUGUGACUUUGCACACUGAGAGAAAAAUGUGUAUGGUGUUCCAAAACGGGGUAUGCCGUCUGCAGUUCUUUAAUACUAAACUUUUUCGUUUUAUUUAUACUUUCUAGUUUGUGCAUUGUCUGCAAUUUUCCUCAAUGGGCUGCUAAACUCCAAAACAAUUCGCAUUUAAUUACCGAUGGCAAACUCAUAAAUAAUCCAAUCCACAUAAGUUAAACUUGCAAAAGUCAAAGUUCCUUUGUGUUUGAAUGUAAUAAGAUAUUAUUUUGAUAGUGGCAUUGUACUCUGUAUAUGUUGAGAAAGCAGAAAUGAGUUAUUUUUGUUUCAUAUGUUAUAUCUACAUAGACAGUGUGUCAAAUAAUCUGUCAAUGAAGCAGAUAUUUCAUUAUGAUGGACGAUGACUGCAGCCUAAGUUCAGAGUCUCUAGCAACAAGUGAAGAAUUUGAAUUUGUUGGCGAAGGAGAACCAGAACUUCAAGUAACGGGAAGUCAUACCAAUCAAAUUAAUUUACUACAGGAUGUUGACGAUCAAUUAGACGAUGAUAUGGAAACUAAAGGAAAAGAGAUUAUUUCAAAUGGUUUAAAAGAAAAAGAUUUAGAAAACAAAAUGUCGUUAGAAGGUGGCGAAGAAAAGCAUGAGAAGGAGAAUAUAUCGGAAAAGUCGAAUUUGAAAUUGCAGAAAAAGUUAGGAAAAAUGAAUAUUUCUUUGUCCGACAACAUAGAAGGGUGUGAAUGUUCUGACAAAAAUUUGUCACCUACAUUGUCUACUUCUUCGUCAAGUCCCAUAGAAGGUCAGUUUGAAUCCAUUUUAAUAAUCCAAUAUUUAUACAAUAAGGCCUAAAUAUUACAAAAAUUA
Messenger RNA from Centruroides sculpturatus (bark scorpion), 1111 nucleotides. RefSeq lists its product as uncharacterized. The record is from RefSeq and is a predicted model, not a curated record. The coding region runs from base 644 to 1096 and encodes 150 amino acids. Lineage: Eukaryota; Metazoa; Arthropoda; Arachnida; Scorpiones; Buthidae. The transcript is spliced from 3 exons.